GCUCUUUUCUUUUGUAUACCAUCAGUUUCAACCACUCAUGUCUUUUCCCUUUUCUUUCCAUUUGGAUUCGCUAGUCAACUACAACCUACUAUAUAACAAGUAUACCUCCGUGUUGCCAUUCUCACCCCAAUCCAAAGAUAAAACAAUUUUAGCAUCAAUCUCGAGGGGUACAUAGUUACUUGCUACUUCGAGAGAGGAAUUAAUAAUGGAUAGCGAGGAAGUACCAUCAGUACCUUCCACUCCUGCAACACCAGGGACUCCUGGUGCUCCUCUUUUUGGUGGCCUCAAGUUUGACAAAACUAAUGGUGUUGUUAGGAAAUCAUCCUUCCUCAAAAGUUGCAAAUGUUUCAGUGUUGAAGAAUGGACCUUAGAAGAUGGAGCCAUGCCUAGAGUCUCUUGCUCUUUACCAGCCCCUCAUAUCCCUCUAGCAAAAAAGGUUGGAGCUGAGUUUAUUGGCACGUUCAUUCUCAUGUUUGCAGCAAUAGGCACUGCUAUUGUGAACCAAAAGACACAUGGCUCAGAGACUCUGAUUGGUUGUGCUGCCGCUAAUGGACUUGCCGUCAUGAUCAUAAUAUUUUCCACCGGACACAUCUCUGGGGCUCAUCUAAACCCCGCUGUCACCAUUUCAUUCGCUGCAUUAAAGCACUUCCCGUGGAAAAAUGUGCCGGUGUAUAUUGGUACACAAGUUUUGGCAUCAAUAAGUGCUGCAUUUGCUCUGAAAGUGGUUUUUCAUCCGUUCAUGAGCGGUGGAGUGACGGUCCCUUCGGUAGGAUAUGGCCAAGCAUUCGCCACAGAGUUCAUUGUCAGCUUUAUUCUUAUGUUCGUUGUCACUGCAGUGGCCACCGACACAAGAGCUGUGGGAGAGCUCGCGGGAAUUGCAGUGGGAGCCACUGUCAUGCUCAACAUACUCAUAGCCGGGCCAGCAACUGGAAGUUCAAUGAACCCUGUUAGAACACUGGGUCCAGCAAUUGCUGCAAACAACUACAAGGGUAUAUGGCUCUAUCUCCUUGCUCCCAUACUUGGAACUCUAUGUGGGGCAGGUGCCUACACUGUGGUCAAGCUCCCUCAAGAAGAUACAAAGCCACCUUCUGCUCCUGCUGGCAGCUUCAGAAGGUGAUGCUCAUAUAUAUAUAUGCUUCCCCAAAUUCACCAUCUCAUCAUGCAAUGCACAUCACAAAACCAACUCAGAGUCAGCCAUGUAUGCAUGCAUGAUGAUAUAUAUGAAUAUGAAUAUUGUGGGAAGCAACCAAAGAUGAGCACUGUUUGCUGCAUGCACGUUCGUACGUAUAUUAGAUUAUAUAUUUGCGUACGUUCAGAUGCAUCGAUUGUGUACUUUAAAAUAUCCAAGGACAAAAUCAGCUAGUGCUGCUGUUUUGUACAUGCAUCUGUUGCUGUUGUACGUCGUCAUAUUAAUAAAUAUAUUUUAAAGAUAUUAAAUCAGUAGAAAAAUAAAAGUAGCAA
Messenger RNA from Cajanus cajan (pigeon pea), 1461 nucleotides. RefSeq names its product aquaporin NIP6-1. Gene Ontology annotation, biological process: transmembrane transport. Gene Ontology annotation, cellular component: membrane. Gene Ontology annotation, molecular function: channel activity. The record is from RefSeq and is a predicted model, not a curated record. NCBI's taxonomy places the organism in Eukaryota, Viridiplantae, Streptophyta, Magnoliopsida, Fabales, Fabaceae.